Cyclopterus lumpus (lumpfish) is the source of this 702-nucleotide messenger RNA. RefSeq names its product asialoglycoprotein receptor-like 1 (gene asgrl1). Bases 1 to 702 code for a protein of 233 amino acids. The record is from RefSeq and is a predicted model, not a curated record. NCBI's taxonomy places the organism in Eukaryota, Metazoa, Chordata, Actinopteri, Perciformes, Cyclopteridae. The transcript has 7 exons.
AUGGAGUCUCACUAUCACGAGUUUGGGUCGACUGAUAACAGCUCUGUCGGUGGAGAGCACAAAACGACAGUACAAACCGAUAUGAAGAGGAUAGUGGUGUGUGUCCUCUAUGGAGUCCUGGUGCUGCUGCUGUUGAUUCUGCUGAUGGUCAUUGGGAUUAAUUUCUCCCAGUUACACAAGGAAAUCACUGACGUCAAACUCAACCUUGAGAGAAUCAGUGAUGGAAAAACUUCCUUUACCAGUGCAACAACUGUGGAGGUCUUCUUACCAAGCCUUGUCCCAGUUAGAGGAACAUGUAUGGAAGGCUGGGUGUCUUUCCAGACAAGCUGCUACGUGCUAGCCAGCACGGCCAUGAUCUGGAGCAAAGCAGAGGAGCAGUGCCAAAGACACGGAGGACACUUAGUGGUUCUGAAUAAUGUUGAGGAACUGGACUACAUUUCAAAAGUAGUUGAUAUCAAAUAUAACUAUUGGAUCGGACUGGUGGAGCGAGAACACGAGGGACACUGGAGCUGGGUGGAUGGAACGAACUUCAAUUCAACCCCAAUUUUAUGGGAUAAUGAUCAGCCUGACAACUGGGAAUACUACAGUGAGAACGGAGAGGACUGUGGGCAGAUUCAUGCUUCCAAGAGACGCAAACGCAAGAUGUUGAACGAUGCAGACUGCAACCUGCCAUAUCACUUUAUCUGUGAGACAAGGCCGUGA